UCUAAUCUCUCUGCAACUACUUUCCUAAUGGCUCAACGAUCUGUCAGCAUCAAGUCCACUGGUGGCAGCCGGAGUUUCAGUGCCUCCUCGGCAUCACUGCUCCCAGGCUGCCGGACCAACUUCAGCUCGGUGUCUGUCUCCCAGGGAGGGAAGAGUGGGAGCCGUCUUGGAGGCAGCUUUGGGACCAGGAGCCUCCACAACCUCGUAGGCGGCAAAAGGAUCUCUGCCAGUGGGGUAUACCACUCCAGCAGAGCUGGCUAUGGGGGUGCUAGCUGUGGUUUGGGGUAUGGGGGCAUAGGAUACAGGGUUGGGGGAUAUGGGUUUGGAGGUGGAAUGAUGUCAGGAUCUGGAGGCAUCCACGAAGUUACAGUCAAUCAGAGCCUACUGGCUCCCCUCAACCUGGAGAUUGACCCAUCCCUCCAGAAAGUUCGGAAGGAAGAAAAAGAGCAGAUCAAGACUCUCAAUAACAAAUUUGCCUCCUUCAUAGACAAGGUUCGCUUUCUGGAGCAGCAGAACAAGGUCUUGGAGACAAAAUGGAGCAUCCUCCAGGACCAUAAGACAACCAAAGCCAACAUCGAACCCUUGUUCGAAGCUUAUAUCAGCAACCUGAGGAGGCAGCUGGAGUGCCUGGGUGGAGAAAGAGGGAGGCUAGAAACUGAACUGAAGAGUAUGCAGGAUGUGGUAGAAGACUUCAAGAACAAAUACGAAGAUGAAAUCAACAGACGAACAGCAGCAGAGAAUGAGUUUGUGGUGCUCAAGAAGGAUGUGGAUGCAGCUUACAUGAACAAGGUGGAACUGGAAGCCAAGGUUGAUGCCCUGACAGAUGAAAUCAACUUUCUUAGGGCUUUCUAUGAGGCGGAGUUGGCUCAGCUUCAGGCCCAGAUAUCAGAAACUUCAGUGGUCCUGUCUAUGGACAACAACCGCAAACUAGACCUGGACAGCAUUAUUGCCGAGGUCAAAGCUCAAUAUGAAGACAUUGCCAACCGAAGUCGGGCUGAAGCAGAGUCCUGGUACCAGUCAAAGUAUGAGGAACUGCAGCUUUCUGCUGGAAGACAUGGGGACGACCUCCGUACCACUAGAAUGGAGAUCUCAGAAUUGAAUCGGAUGAUCCAGAGGCUGCGUUCUGAGAUUGACAAUUUGAAGAAGCAGUGUGCUACUCUUCAGGCCUCCAUUGCUGAUGCUGAGCAGCGUGGGGAGCUGGCCCUCAAGGACGCCCGGGCCAAGCUGGCUGAGCUGGAGGAUGCCCUGCAGAAAGCCAAACAGGACAUGGCCCGGCAGCUGAGAGAGUACCAGGAGCUGAUGAACGUCAAGCUGGCCCUGGACAUCGAGAUUGCCACCUACAGGAAGCUGCUGGAAGGAGAGGAAUGCAGACUCACUGGAGAGGGUGUUGGACCUGUGAAUAUAUCUGUGGUCACUUCUAGUGGGAGCACUGGAUAUGGUGGGAGCGGUGGCGUCUGUGUGGGCGGAGGUGGCCUCAGUAGCAGCCUCUGUUACGGAAGUGGGGUCGGAGGCUUCAGCUCCACCAGUGGUCGAAGCAUGGGGGGCAGCAGCUCCAGCAUGCGCAUCAUCUCCAAGACAUCUUCCACCAAGAAGAGCUAUCGGAGCUAAAACUUCUCUGCUUGACUGCCCCGCCCCUUCCCCAACCCACCUUCCCAACCCCAAGGCCUGAUUCUCUGCUAAAGACCAAAAAGAAAUUCCAUUUCUGCAGCCAGACAUGGUAACUAAGGGUUCAUAGGUCUUCUAAAGCCACUUUUCCUUCCUUUUGCUUCCAAGCAGGCCCCCACCAAGACCACUUCUCAGAUGAAGAAAGGUCCUUGUUUGCAAAGCCCUCCAGGGUCCAUAAGUGCCUCCUUCUGGGUCUAAUUAGCCCUUGUGGUUAAGAAGUUCUACUUUGUAUCUAGUAUGAAGCCGUCAAUGUUGCAUUUCCUCAAAUCAUUCCUCCUUGUUUCUGGGGGUGUUAGAAAUGGACUUUGGUUUCUCCAUUUUGGGGUGUCAGCAAGAAUUGGCUCCCCAGGUCCCUCUUUCCCAUCAGUUUUCCACCUCCAAAAACAGGAUUUUGGAAUAGUCAGUUUUCAAUUAUCCACAUUAAUAAGCAGAGAAGCUGACAAUUUUGCCCGAAUGUCUGGAAGACAGUAAAUGAUAUUUCAUAGCAGAUUCCAUAACCUAUUUUUUUAAUCCUUAAACUAACAAUAUAAAUGAUUUACCUUACGAAAUAUUCAUUGAUGGGGAUUGAAUACUUCCAUGGGCUGCCUGCCUGGCAUAAAACAUUUGUUAAUGCAUAAAUGGAGAAUCAAAUUGUCAUGUAUUAGGGCUCUUCCUGUUUGCAUCAUUACCUUAACAAUCUGAGGCUCCAAUAAUAAGGUUUUGAGCUAGUGAUUUCUGUUCCUUGGACAGUUUUCUUUCCUUCUUUAAAUUCUUUCUCUCUGUUUUUGUCUCUCUCUGUUGGUCUUUCUGUCUUUCAUCUUUCUUGUCAUUUUUUCUCUAACUCAAUUUCUGUCUGGAUCUUUGCUCUCCUUUUUCUCCCUUCCUCUCUACUUUUGACUUCCUCCUUCUAUCCUCUUUCUCACUGUUUGAAAGUUCAAAUUCCAUUUUCCUCUGUGCCCUGCAUGUCUCUCUUCCUUUUCUGUUCGUUCCUGGAUGACAAGUCUUUUCUUUAUUUGUUGGUAUCACCACUGCCUCUAUUGACUUGAAUUUUGAGAUGCAACCUGCAACCUAACGCUGGCCAGACUAGAAGGACUUUGAAACGAAUACACCAACUUACUCACCCCCAAGGAAGAUGUGGUCCAACAAGACCGACAAACAUAGGACUUUACAUAGGCUGGUGCUAGGCAUCACUGAAAGGUGAUGCUGUCCACCCCUCAUCCCCCACAAAAGAUUGGAAUCUAGGAAGACUAGAGAAAGGAGAAGGUUGGGAAAGUAGAACCACUUCCCAACCCUUUCUGUGAUUGGUGCUCAGAAUGAAACUUAGUUUGUACAAUGAAUUCCCAAAGAAUCAGACACCAUUCUAGUCCAAGGCCAGCACGAGAUGGAUGUAGUUCUCAAGACCAGAAGUAAGACUUUGAGUAUAUCUGCAUGUUUCCUGUUCCUCCAUUAGUACAGAUUCCAGAGAUAACUGUUAACAGAAAAAAAAAGCCAUCCCUUGUUUCAGGUCCUUCUCCUGUAACUCUCUCCUGACCCAUUUGCUUAAAGAGCUUGAAUAAAAGGCAGUCAAACUGUCUGGUUUUGACUGGA
Messenger RNA from Dromiciops gliroides (monito del monte), 3231 nucleotides. RefSeq names its product keratin, type II cytoskeletal cochleal-like. Gene Ontology annotation, biological process: intermediate filament organization; keratinization. Gene Ontology annotation, molecular function: structural constituent of skin epidermis. NCBI's taxonomy places the organism in Eukaryota, Metazoa, Chordata, Mammalia, Microbiotheria, Microbiotheriidae. Bases 28 to 1608 code for a protein of 526 amino acids. Gene Ontology annotation, cellular component: keratin filament. The transcript has 9 exons. The record is from RefSeq and is a predicted model, not a curated record.